GGCGCUGGCUCUAAAAGUCUCCUAUGACAAUCGCAAGCUUCACACCGACGCGUCAUCUACGUCGGAUUUUAUUAGUUUUGUAAUUUUAUGUGAUUAUAAAAUUGUGAUAAGUGUAAUUUUUAUACACAUCUUGGUGAUAAUACUAGUUUUAAGAUUUGUUAUGUUAUUGUUGCACGAGGGAUUACAAAACGAGCUUACCCUGCCUGCAGUGCGUGCCAAGAGCCCCGAGUCCCAGCCAUUAGAUUGAGUGGAGUGUUCCCCGCCCACACGUAGCCCCGUACGCCGCCAAAAUUCCGCGCGACACAACGGACUCCUCCUCCAGCAUGGAACUGGAGAAAGCCCCCACGCCUCUCCACGAGGAAGACUCCAAAAUCACCCUCACUAUCAGACUGAUUAUGCAGGGGAAGGAAGUUGGCAGUAUUAUAGGCAAAAAAGGUGAAAUUGUGAAGAGAUUUAGGGAAGAGUCUGGAGCCAAAAUAAACAUAUCCGAUGGAUCAUGCCCGGAGCGAAUUGUUACCGUCACAGGCAACACAAGUGCUAUAUUCAAAGCCUUCACACUUAUCUGCAAAAAGUUUGAAGAGUGGUGCUCGCAGUUCAAUGAGGGAGGUGGCGGGGGCUCGCGCGCGCCCAUCACACUGCGGCUCAUCGUGCCCGCCUCACAGUGCGGCUCACUCAUUGGCAAGGGUGGCUCUAAGAUCAAAGAGAUACGUGACGUCACCGGAGCUAAUAUACAGGUAGCAAGUGAAAUGUUGCCGAACUCGACUGAGCGAGCUGUGACAAUCAGUGGAACCUGUGACGCUAUUACUCAGUGCAUUUAUCACAUCUGCUGUGUUAUGCUGGAGAGUCCACCAAAAGGUGCUACAAUACCGUACAGGCCGAAGCCGAAUGUGGCGGGUCCAGUUAUACUGGCGGGCGGACAGGCCUACACUAUACAGGGCAACUACGCCGUGCCCGCACAAGAUGCGGUGUGCGCACCGAUGUUCCCCCUGCUCGAGGUGAAGCCGCCCCUCGUGGGCGCGCUGCCGCCCCACCAUCUGCUACCGCCGCCGCUACACGAACACCACCUUAUCGGAGGGCUUGCUAAAUCACCGUUAGCCGGACUCGCGGCACUCGGUCUGGGCGGCUUGGGACCCGCUAAUACUAGUGGAUUGAACCCCGCAGCAUUAGCCGCUUUGGCGGGGUCUCAGCUGCGCACCGCCAACCAGGGCCGCAAUCAGCCCGCCACCAACCAGCAGUCGCACGAGAUGACUGUACCCAAUGAACUCAUCGGCUGCAUUAUUGGCAAGGGCGGUACUAAGAUAGCUGAGAUCCGUCAAAUCUCUGGCGCUAUGAUCCGGAUAUCUAACUGCGAGGAGCGCGAGGGCGGCAGCACGGACCGCACCAUCACCAUCACCGGCAACCCGGACUCUGUUGCUCUCGCGCAGUAUCUCAUCAACAUGAGGAUCACAAUGGAGACUGCGGGGCUGCCGCUGCCCGGGUACCACUACAUCGCUCCGAACCACAUUGUGAAGGCGCCGAUCCAUUGAAUGGGGCUCCGCGGGGGGGCCCCCGCCCCCCGCGCCCCGCACUGCGCCUACCUCUACCCGGCGCGCUACGGGACUCCGGCUCCGAUCUUCUAUUUCAAGUGAAAGGCCGCAGAAAAUAAGAGGGAAUGCGAUUGGCAAAUAACUGAACAUGUAUGUUUACAUUUGUUACGAGUUUAUAAGUAUUUUAGAUAUUCUUAUAUUUAUUCUCCACUAUUUAAAUGAAUAGAGUGAGAGGAGUCGAUCGCGCACUCGAUAAAGAGGGUGGUGAUAUAAUUUGUAAUGAAAAGAUUUUAGGAACGUUUAAAACUGAGAAUAAAGAUUUAAUGUGACUGACGUUUUAAAAAAUAAUUUUGAUCAGUCCGUGAACAGUGAACGCCAUAAUAGAAUCUUUUCAACGGAGGGUGGGAAGGUCUCUUCUUUCGUUCUACCCUCGUUCACUGUUCAUAGAUUAAAGAUUACGACAUCGGGAGUUAGUUGAGCUGAUCGAAUUUACUAUGGAUUUAAGCGGUCGUUUGAUUCAAUUAUAUCCGUUAAAAUUAUUUUUUAAUCAUGUAACGAUCGGUGCAGAGAUCGAGACGAAUGUGAACGUUCGAGAUAAGUUUUGUAGAGCGAAAACGGUGUAAAAUAGUCGUAGGGGACUGUCGAGCGAGCUCGGAAGCGCUGACGUAGCGUUUAGUAUUAGAUUAGCGAACAGAGUGAGAGGGUUAAAGACAAUAUUUGUAAAUAACUAUGGUAAUUACCUGGUAUUCAGUAAGCAGUCUUAUGCACUAGCCGGCUAGUGGAAACGGCGGGCGGCCCACGACUAGAACAUUUCCAAACACAUCAAAACAAAACCUAAGCAUAUCAAGACAUUGCAUCACAUCCAUAGUACGACCGCCCGCGCGGAGCUCGGCGACGCAGCGGGGCUCAGUGCAUAGGGCAUUUGGCAGUGCGAUGUCGCGCGACUGCACGAAACUGAUGGGAUCAAAUCCUUUAAGAAACUUACAUAAAACAAAGAGGA
Molecule: messenger RNA, 2526 nt
Organism: Papilio machaon (common yellow swallowtail)
Lineage: Eukaryota; Metazoa; Arthropoda; Insecta; Lepidoptera; Papilionidae
Gene: mub
Product: poly(rC)-binding protein 3
Exons: 12
Coding region: 324-1526 (400 amino acids)
Biological process (GO): regulation of gene expression; regulation of RNA metabolic process
Cellular component (GO): nucleus; cytoplasm
Molecular function (GO): mRNA binding
Source: RefSeq, a predicted model, not a curated record